AUGCAUCAAAGUAGAGCGAAGAAGAGGAGGUUAUCUUUGCCAGACCGUUACCCAGUGAUCACUGGACUAGACCCUAUACAAGAAGAAACAGCUCUACAACAACUGGAAUUCGGCUCAGAGAGUACCUUUGGAUUGGUUGACUUGCCCAGUGAGGUCGCACAGCAUGCCGAAGGACUGGUGACUGGCAAUAACUGCAACAUUCACUUCAUCCACUAUAACGAUGACAUUGACAUCUGCUCAGACUUCUUGAUUGGCCGAUGCGUUCAGGGUCUUCUGUGCCCAAGGCACCACACUGCUUGGCCUUAUCUAUGGCAACUGAAGUACAAAGCCUCGGGUCUUUGGUUUAGCAUUGACGUGGGAGCUCAACUGGUCCUGGAAAGACUGUACAGUGACCCGGCUGUGGCCCAAGUCACUGGAAUACACCUAGGUUUAAAUAUUCUCAUUGACCUCUCCACCAUGACCGUCCACAGUAGCCUGAUGUUUGACCGCAUCCGACGUCUCUCCACCUCAGUCUGUCCCACAAAAGAGUUCCACACUGUUUACAUAUAUUACUAUGAAGGAGAAGAGAACAAAUGGGUGGAAUACAAUCCGGACUUUGUGAAAUGUAUAGAGGAAGGCCUCAGGGAGCAUCAGGAAGAGGUCCUCUGCGCGCACUCCCGUUUCACAUAUUCCCUUCACCUGGUCAACAUGGUCCAGACCAACCUCAGUACUAACACCAAGAGGAGGAUGAGGAAACGGCCGGUGUUCAAAUCCCCCAUUGUAAUGGUUCAAAAGCUGCGAGCCUUCCCUGUUUGCCUCUGUCCUUUGAAUCCACUGGAAAGGCCCGCAAGCCACCCUGAUGAAGACAGCUGUUACCCCAAGACCUGGAUCAUUAGCUACCCCAAGCCUAUCUAUGAGAAGAGCCACGUAAGCUGUUCAGCUAGAGAGUACACGUACAUUUAUACCUACUUCCACAAGACGAUGGCGGAAUCCAAGUACAUCAUUCUGGAGGUCUCCCGAAUACAGAACUACUUCCAAUGGACAAAAUACUCACAGAAAAAAAAGUUCAUGCAAAGCCAGCUUAAAGAAACCAAAGACGGUUGCUUGGAACGCUACCUAUUCCACGGCACCAAAUCAGACCACAUAGAGGCCAUUUUUAAUCAGAACUUCGAUCCGCGUGUCUCAGGCAAGAAUGGAACGGUUUACGGUAAAGGGUGCUACUUUGCCAAGGAUGCCAGUUACUCUCACACUUACUCUAACGCCACCCCUGAAGGUCACCACUUUAUGUUCCUUGCCAAGGUGUUAGUGGGACAUACGGCACUGGGUAGCGCCACCUACACCCGACCACCACCGUUAAUUGAAGACUGUCCCUCAAGCCUUCUCUAUGACUCUUGCGUGGACAAAGCCAAAGACCCAACCAUAUUCAUUAUUUUCGACAGUGACCAGUGUUACCCAUAUUUUAUGAUUAAGUAUCAGAAGAUGCAUGAUUUAGUUCUUCUGGAUUGAAAAGGACCUCAGGAUAC
Nanorana parkeri is the source of this 1502-nucleotide messenger RNA. Its product is annotated as TCDD-inducible poly [ADP-ribose] polymerase-like. Lineage: Eukaryota; Metazoa; Chordata; Amphibia; Anura; Dicroglossidae. Gene Ontology annotation, molecular function: zinc ion binding; NAD+ poly-ADP-ribosyltransferase activity. The transcript has 5 exons. Bases 1 to 1485 code for a protein of 494 amino acids. The record is from RefSeq and is a predicted model, not a curated record.